GGCAGCCAGGCAGAGCCACGGCUCUCAAAAGAUAGCAGAGCUGCCCGGUAAGGGGGGGCGGGGAGCCCCCACCUACCAACGCUACCAUUGCCCAAGCUGUCACGGCAGUCACUCUGGGCAGAGCAGAUAACCACAAGGGCCAUUGGAUACCGUGCGUCGCACACAAGGAUCCUCAGUCACUGAGAGUGCUCCCUUCUUUCCCCACUUCAAAACAGAGACCCAAGAAAUUGAAGAUGCUCUCCAGCAGAAUGGCCUUCAGCGGCAAGUACGAGAUCGAGAGUGAGAAGAAUUAUGACGAGUUCAUGAAGCGUCUUGGGCUCCCCAGCGAUGUUAUCGAAAAGGGCCGAAACUUCAAGAUUGUCACGGAGGUGCAGCAGGAUGGGCAGAAUUUCAUCUGGUCCCAGCACUACCCGAGCGGCCACUCCAUGACCAACAAGUUCACCAUCGGCAAAGAAUGUGACAUGGAGACUGUGGGGGGCAAGAAGUUCAAGGCCACCGUGCAGAUGGAGGGUGGGAAGAUAGUGGCAGACUUCCCUAACUAUCACCAGACCUCGGAGAUCGUGGGUGACAAGCUGGUGGAGAUCUCCACCAUCGGAGGCGUAACCUACGAGCGUGUGAGCAAGAGGCUGGCCUGAGCAAGCAGGCGGGGCUCCCAGGGGGCUACGAAGCCAGCAGUGAAAGCUGGGAUAAGAACAGACAUUGUUUGCU
This is a messenger RNA of Leopardus geoffroyi (Geoffroy's cat), 708 nucleotides long. RefSeq names its product fatty acid binding protein 6 (gene FABP6). Lineage: Eukaryota; Metazoa; Chordata; Mammalia; Carnivora; Felidae. The transcript is spliced from 5 exons. The record is from RefSeq and is a predicted model, not a curated record. Gene Ontology annotation, molecular function: fatty acid binding. Gene Ontology annotation, biological process: fatty acid transport. Gene Ontology annotation, cellular component: nucleus; cytosol. The coding region runs from base 234 to 635 and encodes 133 amino acids.